GCUUCACAGCCCAGCAGGCUGCACUUGGUGGAGCCAGUCACAGCAGCCGAAGCCAGCAAGCGGCCUCAGCAAGGAGACUUGCUGGGGUGCGGAAGGGCAGGUGUUGCCCGCCCAAGAGAAGGCAGCCCCCGGUGGGUCUCAGGCCUUGGUGUCAUCACAGGGGAGUCCUCUGGCCACUGCAGACAGCAGCAGCAUGUGGGCCCCAGGGUAUCAUCGGUUCUGGUUCCACUGGGGGCUGCUGUUGCUGCUGCUCCUGGGGGUGCUCCUUCGAGGCCUAGCACUGCCACCCAUCCGAUAUUCCCAUGCGGGCAUCUGCCCCAACGACAUGAACCCCAACCUCUGGGUGGAUGCCCAGAGCACCUGCAAGCGAGAGUGUGAAACCGACCAGGAAUGUGAGACCUAUGAGAAGUGCUGCCCCAAUGUGUGUGGGACCAAGAGCUGUGUGGCAGCCCGCUACAUGGACGUGAAAGGGAAGAAAGGCCCCGUGGGCAUGCCCAAGGAGGCCACGUGUGACCACUUCAUGUGUCUGCAGCAGGGCUCCGAGUGUGACAUCUGGGAUGGGCAGCCCGUGUGCAAGUGCAAAGAUCGCUGUGAGAAGGAGCCCAGCUUCACCUGCGCCUCUGACGGUCUUACCUACUACAACCGCUGCUACAUGGACGCUGAGGCCUGCUCCAAGGGCAUCACACUGGCCGUGGUCACUUGCCGCUAUCACUUCACCUGGCCCAACACCAGCCCUCCACCACCCGAGACCACUGUCCAUCCUACCACGGCCUCUCCAGAGACUCUGGGGCUGGACAUGGCAGCCCCAGCCCUGCUCAACCACCCUGUCCAUCAGUCAGUCACCGUCGGUGAGACAGUGAGUUUUCUCUGUGAUGUGGUGGGCCGGCCCCGGCCGGAGCUCACUUGGGAGAAACAGCUGGAGGAUCGAGAGAACGUGGUCAUGAGGCCGAACCACGUGCGUGGUAACGUGGUGGUCACUAACAUCGCCCAACUGGUCAUCUACAAUGCCCAGCCCCAGGAUGCCGGCAUAUACACCUGUACAGCUCGGAAUGCUGCAGGGGUCCUGAGGGCUGACUUCCCAUUGUCGGUGGUCAGGGGAGGACUGGCAGGGGCCACGUCAGAGAGCAGCCUCAAUGGUACAGCCUUCCCAGAAACUGAGUGCCUGAAACCCCCAGACAGUGAGGACUGUGGCGAGGAGCAGACGCGCUGGCACUUUGACGCCCAGGCUAACAACUGCCUCCCUUUCACCUUUGGCCACUGCCAUCGUAACCUCAACCACUUUGAAACCUACGAGGCCUGCAUGCUGGCUUGUAUGAGUGGGCCGCUGGCCACAUGCAGCCUGCCCGCCCUACAGGGGCCCUGCAAAGCCUAUGUGCCGCGCUGGGCCUACAACAGCCAGACAGGCCUGUGCCAGUCCUUUAUCUAUGGUGGCUGCGAGGGUAACAGCAACAACUUUGAAAGCCGAGAGGCCUGUGAGGAGUCGUGUCCCUUCCCGAGGGGCAACCAGCACUGUCGGGCCUGCAAGCCACGGCAAAAACUUGUCACCAGCUUCUGCCGAAGUGACUUCGUCAUCCUGGGCAGGGUCUCUGAGCUGACGGAAGAGCCUGACUCAGGCCGUGCCCUAGUGACUGUGGAUGAGGUCCUAAAAGAUGAGAAGAUGGGCCUCAAGUUUCUGGGCCGGGAGCCGCUGGAAGUCACCCUGCUUCACGUAGACUGGGCCUGCCCUUGCCCCAACGUGACAGUGAGCGAGACACCGCUCGUCAUCAUGGGGGAGGUGGAGGGUGGCAUGGCCAUGCUGAGACCCGAUAGCUUUGUGGGUGCCUCGAGCACCCGGCGGGUCAGGAAGCUUCGUGAGGUGAUGCAGAAGAAAACCUGCGAUGUCCUCAAGGACUUCCUGGGCCUGCACUGA
Acomys russatus (golden spiny mouse) is the source of this 1909-nucleotide messenger RNA. RefSeq names its product WAP, follistatin/kazal, immunoglobulin, kunitz and netrin domain containing 2 (gene Wfikkn2). Lineage: Eukaryota; Metazoa; Chordata; Mammalia; Rodentia; Muridae. The transcript has 2 exons. The coding region runs from base 194 to 1909 and encodes 571 amino acids. Gene Ontology annotation, biological process: negative regulation of transforming growth factor beta receptor signaling pathway. The record is from RefSeq and is a predicted model, not a curated record. Gene Ontology annotation, molecular function: serine-type endopeptidase inhibitor activity; receptor antagonist activity; transforming growth factor beta binding. Gene Ontology annotation, cellular component: extracellular region.